Molecule: messenger RNA, 1251 nt
Organism: Venustampulla echinocandica
Lineage: Eukaryota; Fungi; Ascomycota; Leotiomycetes; Helotiales; Pleuroascaceae
Exons: 5
Coding region: 1-1251 (416 amino acids)
Source: RefSeq, a predicted model, not a curated record
AUGGCGGUUCGAUCCCGACGCCUACCGCAGAACUAUUUGCUCAGCCCGUUCAAGCUUUUCGCGGCUCGGAACCCCUCGGAAGAUACCAAGAAUAAUUUAUCCUUGAGCGAGCUGCAAUGUCGAGCAACGUUCCCAGGCUUAAUGCAAGAGAUUGACCAAAGCGUUGCGAGGGGACCUUUUGAUUUGAAGAAGUUGGCGGAUGAUUACCAGGGGAUUGUAGAGGGGAGGAUUAAGGAUGGGAAGCUUUAUGUCAUUUCUGCUGAAUGGCGUCCGUCACGCAUGAUGCUAUAUGAACGUAAUGCUGUCCUUCACCAACUCCACCGCGCCCUCAUAACGUCCCCCACUCCCCUUCCUGACACAGUCUUUUCCUUCUCAGUAAUAGACAACCCCCGUCAAAACACCUGGUCCUUCUCCCGCUCCAAUGACCCCAACAUAAAAGGCAACUACUGGGUAAUGCCACACUUCAGUUUCUGGUCUUGGCCGAAACCCUUCAUUGGUACCAUGGACCAGGCGCUUUCAAAGAUUGACGACGUCGAGAAAAGCAUCUUUUGGGUGGAGAAGAUUAAUAAAGUCGUCUGGAGAGGAACGGCGUGGUUUAAUUCUGUGGGGAACUUAAAUUUAAGACCGAUGUUGUUGCAGGUUACCAAGGGGAAGGAGUGGGCAGAUGUGCAGGAUAUGAAGUGGAAGACUAAUGGGGUCAUGGCUGAGAAUUCGAUUGAGGUCGAAGAUUUCUGUCGGUAUAAAUACAUUAUUUACACGGAAGGCGUAACCUACUCCGGUCGCCUCCCUUUCCACCAAUCCUGCGCCUCCGUGAUCAUCACCCCACCACUAACCUACCUCCUACACACAACCCACCUCCUAAAACCUCUCUUCUCCUCCUCCCUCUCUAUCUCCACCUCCCCUCCUACUCCCAAAGAUCAGCAGCGCUGGCCAAACUCCUACUCUCCUUCUGAAGCAAAUAUCGUAUUUGUCAAGCACGACUGGUCCGACCUGGAACAAACAAUCGACUGGUUACGGCAAAACGAUCAUAUCGCGAAGGGAAUUGCAGAUCGGCAGAGGGAGCUUAUAGCUAAGAAGGGCUACUUGAGCGAGGGGGCGGAGGUUUGUUAUUGGAGGGAGUUGAUUAGAGGCUGGGCCGGGGUUGUGCAAGAGAAAAAUGGGACGAAGGGGGAUAAGGAUGUGUGGGGGGAGGGUAUUAGGUGGGAAACCUUCAGUUUAAUAGGGGAGACGAACUGGGUGAGGGCUCAAUGA